Molecule: messenger RNA, 1668 nt
Organism: Aspergillus clavatus NRRL 1
Lineage: Eukaryota; Fungi; Ascomycota; Eurotiomycetes; Eurotiales; Aspergillaceae
Product: Myb-like DNA-binding domain protein
Exons: 1
Coding region: 1-1668 (555 amino acids)
Cellular component (GO): nucleus
Molecular function (GO): protein heterodimerization activity; histone binding
Source: RefSeq, a predicted model, not a curated record
AUGGAAAGGCCUCAGAAAAGACCCCGGCUAGCCUUCGCCAGCGAUGGCGACACGGAACCAGACGAUAUCGACCUGCAAGAAGCUCGAGCUCAUAAUGACUUGCGCCUCAAAUCGAUCUUCGAAGGUAUCUUUGAAAAGUACGGCAAAGACUUUACAGAAGUCGGAGACGAAAUCGAUCUACAGACAGGGGCAAUCGUGGUUAAUAAUGGUCAUCUACGGGGGAUGUCAAGCGAAGACGAUACGGGAGACCAGCACGGUUGGCUGUUUGAGGAAGAGAACGAGGAAGACGGGAACUUGUUGGCUUCUGCGAUGAACUACCGAAUAUCGGACAUUACUAUGGAGGGCUCUACGCAUGACUCAGGGACUGCGUUCGGCGGUGACAACCCGCAAGAUGGGGCCCAAGCGGUGAUGAUACCAUCCCCAGCGUUCGGGUUCGAUCGGUCUUGUGAGGAAUUGCAGCCACAUGGAGCAGACGGCGCCGAUUCAGAUAGAGACGACGACGACGACAAAAGUAGCGUGGAUUCCUUGCUGGAUACCGCUCUAUGCGUGCAGACCGAGUCAGAUGCAGUUCCCGGUAAUUGGGUCCCAGCGAACAAAAUUGAGGCUAUCCCCGGAAAACCAAAAGCUACGGCCGAAACAUCCAUCCAAUCCCAACUGCAGCACGGGAGCACUCGUGCUGAACCAGUUGAGUCCAUUUGGCGUGUACCUGAGAUCCGCGGGAUGUUCUCGACGCCUUCAAUUAAUAAAUUGCGCCAAAAAAUCCCCUUGACUGCUGUCCGCUCUGCAUCUCCUCUGGGGGCGGGGUCCCUGUGGGCGCUUCCUGGAACUUCGAGGCGCAACACAGAUGGCAAAAAGGGGAGAAGCGCAAAAAAACUUGGAACCGACCAGCGCAAACACGAGGCGCACCAUUCUAGUCCCGUCCUCCAGGACUGGUCUUUCGCAGAAACCCCGGAUGGAAACGAAUCGGACGACCCUUUGCAGGAGGAUUACCAACCAUCGCCAACACCUAGAAGCACUAUCAACAUCAGGGGCAAAAGCAAGGCCCAAGCCACCACUCCAAGCCGCACAAAGGACAAGAGCAAUCACCCUGAACCGCCUCCUUCGCAGCAAAAUCCUAGCCGCCAGCUCCCUCCGGAUCCUCCCCAUGAGGUCACCGAGGCGAAAAGACCAGAGAACCGGGUUUCACAAGCGCAGCCUGAAAUUGUCAUCAUAACUGCAGACCAGGAUGAUCCAUCGAUCGAGACGCGUGCAAAUGCUGAGACUGAGCCGAAAGCAAGUCCUGUCACAGUCCAGACUCCAAGCCAAACCAGAUCUAAAAGAACAAUCAUGACACCAGAUGAAGCAAAACUAAUCGUCCGCAUGAGGCAAAUCGACGGGAAAAAAUGGAAGGAGAUUCUACACUAUUUUCCACAGAAGAAGGAGAUCAAUCUUAUCCAAUGGAACCACACGCACUGGAAUGAGCGGCAGGCAAAUCCCCCUCCGCUAUCCAGACCUUGGUCAAAGCCAGAGCUCAACAAACUGCGGGCUCUGAAGGACCAACAGGGUCUAGGUUGGUCCGAGAUUCGUGCAGCCUUCCCCGGUCGUUCGCUUCAAGAAGUCGAAUUCCAAUUGUUGUGUCUUUGGGCUGAAUCUGGAAAGGAUAUCAAGGCGGAGAGCAAUGGCCCUUGA